Lotus japonicus is the source of this 1855-nucleotide messenger RNA. RefSeq lists its product as uncharacterized. The coding region runs from base 323 to 1678 and encodes 451 amino acids. Lineage: Eukaryota; Viridiplantae; Streptophyta; Magnoliopsida; Fabales; Fabaceae. The transcript has 2 exons. The record is from RefSeq and is a predicted model, not a curated record.
AAUGAUGGGGUGGAAAAUCUAAUUCCCCAAGUAAGCCUCGUACUUGGUCCCUCCUCCGAACAAAGCGCAGGGGGAAAGUAAACUAUCCCUUUCCCUUGUCUCUUUCUGUCUACUUGCUCUUCACUGUUCUACCCAUCGUUGGUGUCGUCAACAGGAGAUCAUGUUCUGAAGAACUAGACUUGGCUUCAGUUUUCCUAUGGUGUUGAGAUGAAUUAACUGGUAUAGAUACUUAUCUGAUCACAAACCCAAUUGGAGUUGAAAUUUCAGUUUCUGUCCAGUAUCUGAAUUUUGAGAAUUAGGGUUUGGGGAUUGUGUUCACAGAAUGAAUAAUUCCGGUUUGGGGGGUGGUUUUUUGGCUGGUCCCAGUGGUGGGAUUUUGGACCUGGAAUCGCCGUUCCGUAGGCACCAACAGACCCAGUUGGGUCAUCCAUCGGUGACUGGUCAACAGCACAUGAAUGUUAUGAGUGGUUUGGAUAAUGAUCACCCAAUUGGCCUGGUUGAAGUGAAAAGUUUGAAUGCGGCGUUGAAUUUCGGUAAAGGGAAGGCGGUUGCUCUUUGUAAUCAUGUCAAUAUUAAUGAUCUCAGCGAAGAUGAUGAGCUGGGUUAUGCGGAAGACGGGAAUUGCGAGCACUUGGAUGGGGGCAAGAGCAAAAAGGGGUCUACGUGGCAGCGAAUGAAGUGGACAGACAACAUAGUUGGGCUUCUUGUAGCUGUGGUGAGCUGUGUGGAUGAUGAUGGCACGAUUGGUGCUGGCAUGGAACGUGUUAAAAGGAAAUAUGGGGCUUUACAAAAGAAGGGCAAGUGGAAAACGGUCUCCAAGAUAAUGAUAAGCAAGGGUUGCCAUGUUUCGCCCCAGCAAUGUGAGGACAAAUUCAAUGACUUGAAUAAGAGAUACAAGAGGUUAAAUGAAAUACUUGGAAGGGGAACUUGUUGCCAAGUGGUUGAGAAUCCUGCACUGCUUGAUUCAAUGCCGAACUUGUCAGCUAAGAUGAAGGAUGCUGUUAGAAAGAUACUGAGCUCAAAACACUUAUUUUAUAAGGAGAUGUGUGCCUACCACAAUGGGCAAAGGUUACCAAAUUCCUAUGAUCUUGACUUACAUGGUUAUUCUCUGGAACAUGGGAGGGACUCUAGAGAUAAUAAUGGUUCUGAAGACGAAGCUGAGGAUAACAAUGAAAGCGAGGAUGAUGGGGUGGAUAAUGAAAUUAAUAUCAAUGCACGUGGGGACGGUGGGAGGAUGGAGGAGUUAUGCGAUAGAAAUAAACAGAGUGAGGAGGAUGGUCACUUUUGGCCACGAUCUGUUCGGAUGGAUAAAUUUCAGGUUGAAAUGGACAAGAUUUUUCAAGACCCUGCAAAGCCAUUGUGGGAACAAAGAGAGUGGAUUAAGAUGCAGCUGUUGCAGCUUCAAGAGGAAAAUGUCGGUUACCAAGCCCAAGCUCUUGAACUUGAAAAACAACGGUUUAAGUGGUUAAGAUACUGCAGCAAGAAGGACAGGGAGCUGGAGAAAUUGAGGUUGGAGAACAAGAAGAUGAAAUUGGAAAAUGAGCACAGGAUCUUGAAACUCAAGCAGAAAGAGCACGAGACAGAUUGCAACAGGUCUGAGAUGUCCUUAGACCCUGCCUCUCAUGGAAUCAACAGGCCGCAAAGGAGGGAACAUAUCAACCUGGCCAGACAACAGUAGCUCCAGCACAGAAAGGAUUGAUCUUCAUUGUUUAAAUAAUGUAUGAAAUGAAACCUUCUUGUUUAAACUGUUAGGCCAACAUAGUAGGUUAUAUAUUUAGGAUUGCAUUGAUCUUGAAAAUGAAUCAUGUAUUAAAUUAUUCUGGGGUUUUUAGUUAUACAAGUGGACAUUUUCCCU